Molecule: messenger RNA, 1413 nt
Organism: Tarenaya hassleriana
Lineage: Eukaryota; Viridiplantae; Streptophyta; Magnoliopsida; Brassicales; Cleomaceae
Product: inactive GDSL esterase/lipase-like protein 23
Exons: 5
Coding region: 119-1258 (379 amino acids)
Biological process (GO): endoplasmic reticulum organization
Molecular function (GO): hydrolase activity, acting on ester bonds
Source: RefSeq, a predicted model, not a curated record
UAAACUUCAAACGACAACCACUAAUCAUCAAUCUCUCUCUCUCUCUCCCUCUCCCUCUCCCUCAAUCUCUCUCUCUCUAUCUAUCUCUAUCUCGAUCUCUCUCUCGAUUUCGAUCUCGAUGGAAAUCAAACGUAGUAAUAUCUACGUGGGGAUGGUAGUGGUGGUGGGAGUGUUAUUGAAAAUGACAGUAGAAGUGGUCGGACAAAAUCUGCCGGAGGCGGGGCUGUUCAGUUUCGGGGACUCGUCGUAUGAUGUCGGGAACAAGAGGUUUCUGACCAAUGCCUUUCUUCCCCAAACCACUUGGCCUUACGGCAAAUCCACCGACGACCCUAACGGUCGUUUUUCCGAUGGCCGUAUCAUCCCCGACUUCAUCGCUCAGUUCUUGAAGAUACCGAUAGCGGUUCCACCGGCUCUGAAGCCCGACGGGAAUUUCUCGCGUGGAGCCAACUUCGCCGUCGCCGAUGCUUCUGUUCUUGGAUCCCCCCCUGAAUCCAUGAGCCUUAGCCAACAGCUGAGCAAAUUCAGGAAAAUGGGACUGUGGAACGACGAUUACCUGUCGAAAUCUCUGUUUCUCUUCUACAUCGGCACGGAAGAUUACUUGGACUUCGCCAAGAAAAACCCUAGCGCAGAUUCUUCCGCUCAGCAAGCCUUUGUCACCUCAGUCGUCUCCAAGAUCAAGCAAGACCUUGGCUUAUUCUACGUAAAUGGAGCGAGGAAGUUCGCGUUCCAAACGCUGGCACCGCUGGGCUGCUUGCCGAUCGUGAGGCAAGAUUACAAGACCGGAGAUCAAUGCUACGAGACACUCAACGACCUGGCCAAGCAACACAACGAGAAGAUCGGACCAAUGCUGGACGCUCUGGCCAAGGAAAACCCCGGUUUCCAAUACACCAUCUUCGAUUUCUACCACUCCACUACUCGUAGGAUCAUCGGCGGCUUGAGCUACAGGUUUCUGAACACGAAAAACGCGUGCUGCGGGAUUGGAUCGCACAACGCGUUCGGGUGCGGAUACCCCAACGUCCACUCGAACCUGUGCGAUUACCAGAGGUCGUACCUUUUCUUCGACGGGCGUCACAACUCGGAGAAGGCGAACGAGGCGUUUGCUCAUCUGUUCUUCGCGGCCGAUCCCAACGUGGUUUCGCCCAUGAACCUACGGGAGCUCGUUGUCUACCCUCCCAACAUGAACAUGCUCGAGAGUUACCAGACACCAAAGUCUGCUGCUGUUUCUGAUUCUGUCUCCAUGGGCGUUGCCGCCGCUUGAGUUUUUAGGGUUUGAUCUCUUGUUUCUUCUGCAUGCGUUUGUGUUUCUUACUAAGAGACCGGUCACUCUCCUUGUCGUUUGUUGUAAUAAUUCGCGAUUAUAUAUGCGAUAAUACGAUGCAUCCCAUCUUUUUAAACGUAGUUGUUUAUAUGCCA